Messenger RNA from Clarias gariepinus (North African catfish), 3805 nucleotides. RefSeq names its product TANK-binding kinase 1-binding protein 1-like. The transcript has 11 exons. Gene Ontology annotation, cellular component: cytoplasm. The record is from RefSeq and is a predicted model, not a curated record. Gene Ontology annotation, biological process: canonical NF-kappaB signal transduction. Bases 269 to 1777 code for a protein of 502 amino acids. Lineage: Eukaryota; Metazoa; Chordata; Actinopteri; Siluriformes; Clariidae.
GCUCACCUGCGCGUGCGCGAUGGAGAUUUGUGACCUACACUAGAAUUUGAUUCCAGCCUUUGAUCUGUGGCACGCGCGCGCCAGUGGUGGUGAUUGAUGUGCGAUUGAUGUUUAAAGACCACGGAAGACGCGGCGGGUGACGGCUGAGGCUUGGAGCGCGCGCUCCUGAGCACCAGUGAAGGAUGCCGCCAAUGUCAAACUGGAACAGACCAUUCCUGAGUAUUAUGGGAGGUAAUAACAUAUUGGAUGGAACCCCUCAGUGUGAGUGAUGGAGUCUCUCCUGAGGGAACAGUUUGGUUUUAAAGGAGGAAGUGACUCUCUGAGAGAGGAGGUGUGCGGGAUAGUAAGAUGGCCGCCGUCCUCUCUGUCUGUGGACAUCAAUCAGUUUGCUGCAGCGUAUCAUGAGAUCAGGCUGCGUCUGGCCGGCCUGGAGCGGGAGAACAGCAGCAUCAGGAGGAAGCUCAAGAACUAUGAGAUGAAGUUCCCCAUGGUCAAUAUGUGUGAUGACGAGAGGAGUGUGUGCUGCUCCUGUGAGUCCGAGAAGGUCGAACUGAUCCAGACUGAAAACACCAACCUUCAGCAAAGGAUCAACUCCCUUAUGCAGGAGCUUCAGAAGAGUAAAGCUCAAGAGCAGCGUCUGGAAGACGUGAUCAAAGCCUAUGAGAAAAUUCACCUGGAGAAGAGCAGCGUUCAGAAGGACCUGGAUAACAUGACGACCCUGGCCGAGCAGCACAUGGAGAGGAUCAGGAAGCUGGAGACGGCACUCGGUCAGAGAGAGCUCCAGCUGCAGAAGAAGAAAAAAGCGAGAGAAAUGUCACAUCAGCGCAAUAAAGAAACUCGCUACCUGCAUCUGUACACCAGCUUGGACACACCCUGCGCGUUGGAGUGUCCUGGGCCGAGUCUGCAGAGCUCACGCAGUCUGGACACUCUCACGGACCUAAGGGUUCAGUGUUUGGAGGCGGAGCUUGAGGGGGUGUGGCAUGAGGCUAGAGGGGCGUGUCAGCGGGAGGCGGACCUUAAGGCUGAGCUGCAGCGUCUGCAGGAGGAGAUCAGACUGGAGAAAGAACGACAGGAGUUGGAUGUGGAGUGUGAGCACUGCAGUGUGGAGUGGAUUACGAAGGCAGGAGAUGAGCAGGUGAACCUGGCACUGGCUUACACAGAGCUGGUGGAGGAACUGAGCCGAAUCCGCAGGCUCGCUGCUGAACAGGCCAGAAUCCUGGGACAGAACCGCGGUUCCCUGGAUCACAACAGUCCCAUAUUGAGGCAUGGCCCCGCCUCCCCUCCCUCUGACCCCGCCCCUCCACCUACUCACCCAAUGAGGUCGUACUUCCAGGGUCGCCGUAGUUACUCAGACAUGGCCGACCCCUCCGUCUCUCCUCACGUCGUCCACAAUCCCACUUCCACGCUCCCGAAGCGUAGAACCACAAGCCACGCCCACCUCAGGCCAAUCUCCACUGGGCCCCGCCCAUCUUCUGCCCACAGUGCCCUGGAACUCAGCUUCCAGCUGCCUGACUCCACCCCUGCUCCACUGGCCACACCUCCUCAGUCCUCAGAGGAUGAAGAUGAGGAAUGGUUGGGGCUUAGGAUGAUGACACCACCCCACUCUCACACCCGCAGUGAGCACGCUCAGUCCUGGCCCUCAAUCAAAUUGUGGAUGGAGGAGGAGGAGAGCGACUCUCGGAGUUGUCCCCUCUGUCAGCUCUCGUUUCCUACUGGCUUUCCCGAAGACGCUCUGAUCACACACAUCGACACUCAUCUGGAAAACAGCAAAAUAUAACACACACAUACACACACACACACACACAGACACACACAUUGUAAUACUCCUAAAUAUGUGCUGUAACACUGUGAACUUUAAUCUCUUUACACACACUGUAGGUCUGAUCACUUAACCAGAUGAGGUUUAGGAAAAAUCUUUGUUUUCAUUAUUAUUAUUUUUUUUAACUUUUACAUAGAAAACAAAAUGGAAUAGUCUUAUUAAAUCUAAAUCCGGUUCUUCCCAAACACCUACUACAUUAUCGAUACUGUUUUAUUUUUAAAGAUUCUCAUUAAUCACAGCCCAAUGUUCUGAAGAUCUGCAUUGCAAACAUACUAAAGAAAACUGUGACUUACUACAUCAUCACACAUUUAUUUUGGUCUGUUUCAGAAAUAAGCCCCUCCCCCUAUUAAAUCAGAACCAUUUAACUCCAAUAAGUAUUUUUAAUAGGAGGGCUUCAUAAUGUUUUUUAUUGCAGUUCCCUUUGUAGCCAGUAGAGGGCUCUAAGCUACAGUAUGUUUGGAUGCAGCAGUGUCAUCACUAGUGACUGUAUCUCUGGGUGGAUGUCAUAAAUGGGGCUAAAAAGUAAAGCCAAAAUAAUAUUUCUCGCAAUAUUGUAACUUAAAAUAACACUGAUAGUAAUAACACUAAUUUUAUUAAUGCCUAAGCUGUAGUUUACUGUACUGAGAUGAUAACUAACAAACCAACACAAGUAAACAAAAUGAUCUUGGCAUUAACCACGGCAGCUCACUCUAGUUCAGUUUCAUUAUUGCGUAUUCACUGUAUGAUCCUAGUGAACGCUCUAUUUUUUAGACGAACUGCACUGAGAGGACGAGUUGAGGAUGAAGAGUCCUGGCUCUAUUCAGAGGUGUUAUAUAAGGUGUGUUGAGUGUAAAUGUUGACUGGUGUUAGGAAUUUUAGUUAGUAUGUUACAUUAGCUAUUUACACUGUAGUAAGCUUUACCACAUUUUUAAACCUUUUGCUAGAGCGAUCUUUAUGGCCUCAAAUUUAAAUCUUGAUGGUUCUUGGUUGCUCAUCACUGUGACAUCACUUGCCCUAAUCUUCUGUGGAUUUGCGACAUGUUAACUACAAAACCCUGAGACAAACUGUUUCCUGUUCUCUAAACGAACUGUCUCCAGACUUCAUGAUUUAUGUGGAGUACCUGCUGAACGUCUAGCAGUUUGUAGCAGAACAGUCCUUGACUAGUUGAAAUCGUGACAGUUCAGGAAUGUUUGUAGUUAAAUAGUUUCAAACCGUUUGGAUUUGGCCUUAUUUAUGGUCUCUGUGAUCCAUUAUGAAGAGGCACACACCAUCCAAAGAACCACUAAGAUCCACUUACACUGCCAUAGUUUUCCAAUUUAAUCUUCAUUUAAAAAUUUAAAGUGAUUUUUUCCAAUUCUGUCAAGCCAUAACCAGCUUACUAAUGAACUUGUAGGAUUUCCUUGUAUUGGUUCGGAUCAAAUUUGUGUAUGUUAGGAGUUUUUUUUUUUAUAUUUCAAAUGUAUGUGUGUGUUAAUAUUAUAAUGAAACAUUUGACUUGUGCAGUUUUAAUUCUUCAGGAUCACAGAAAUGAUCAGAAGCCCAACUCUUUGUAGCAUGAAAUGAACAUUUUCUUAAUUAUGGAGCAAUACAACUCUCGUUAACACUCUCAAUAAUACUCUUAUUAACACUGUAAUUAACACUGGGUCAUUGUGAGUAAAUAUAAGUCUUAGUGUUGACAUUUUCUUAGCGCUUCAUGUGAUCUCUCAUUGGUUUUCUUGUUGCUGUUAAUGAGGGUUUGCGCUCAGUGUGUUCUGAGUAUGAUUAUUAAUAAUAUUAAAUAAUAUAUUAGCUGUACAGUUACAGUUGACUUAAGGAGUUGCUUUCAUGUUGUUUUUUUUGGCUAGAAGUCUAACUGUAAAUGUACAUGUUGGUGUUGCAUUUCUGUGUUGAUCAACACUCAGAGGAAGGGCUCGUGUCAGACUGCUGACUGUUUAAAGCCUGACAUGAAAAUAAUGAAAUAUUUCUUCUCUGUCAGGAAAUAAUGCUUCCACUAACAAUGAUAAUAAA